AUGGAAUUCGUUCAUGAAACAUCGGAUAUUAUUCGAAAAUAUCGAAAAUCAGAACCUGGUUUAUUAGUAACCUCAAGAGGAAUUUUGUUAUUUAUUCUUGUGGCUUUGUUAGGAGGUUAUUUUGCUAUCUCGACAGCAUGGAUGGUAUUAGAUAAGGGUAUCAUAGUGAGCCAAUUAAAGCCCGCUACAAUAAUACCUGUUCCAGACGUAGAGAUUACGUUUAAUUAUCAUUUUAACAUAGCAUGUGAACUAAGAUAUCUAGAUGGAAGUCCAUCAAGACCAUGUGACGAAGACUUGGUUACGCAACCGUCAUGUGACGAACUUUCCGAAGAUAAACGAUGGCAUGGCUGGUUUACUUCAAUUGACGGUCGGGUAAAAUUUAAUCUCACCGAAAAUUUAUACGGUGUUUGGUUUACGAUAAAUAUUGAUGAUCCAAGAUAUCAGAGAGAUCUUGAUGCGGGAAUGUUUGUCAAAGUGCAUGAUUCGGAUUUUAAUCCUCGUACUGUACCACAAAGCGUUCAUGACCAAGCAUUAAAAAUUGAUCCAAAUUUUUAUGCUAGAUUGGAUGAAUUGAAUUAUCAUGUUAAUUGGAUGUUUAUAAAUAGGCAUAUAAGAAAAAAAAUGAUCCCAUCCUUCUUUAAUGUUUUGGGUAUUCCACCAUCGUAUUUUGAAGAGGCUUAUAUAACUUCUAGAUAUGAAUCCGUCACAGCACCCGACACCGUAGAAUUCGCUGGACAGCCAACAACUGGUCCACAGAAAUAUGCCAAUCUCUUUAUCGGAACCUUGAAUUGGUUUGAAGAAGUUGAAACUGAAUCCAGGUAA
This is a messenger RNA of Funneliformis mosseae, 822 nucleotides long. NCBI's taxonomy places the organism in Eukaryota, Fungi, Glomeromycota, Glomeromycetes, Glomerales, Glomeraceae. The record is from the annotation of a GenBank genome assembly.